ACAUUUUAUGUUUCUCUUUUUCUUAUCUAGACAUAAAAUCAACGUCAGAAACAACGCAUAUCUAAUAGUUUGUUUUUAUCUCCUGUUUGUUUCUAUUGAGUUUGUCUUCUGUCUACUUCCUGUUUGUUAAAUAAAGUUCUUGGGGAAAAAAAAGUGAGCGCAUGCGCAGAAGUAAACUUUAGUUAGUAAACACAAGACAUCUGAUUUAUGGAUGUAAUAAGUGAUUAAAGAAAGGUCAGGGGUCAGAGGCCAGCUUAGGUUUAGGCUUUUAAAGGAAAUAGAAGUGGUCCGGAUCUGGAAGUGAUUCGGUUCUGAGAACGGUGGCUCCUCCGUCCUGGAGGCUCAGGUCAGCUGACCCACAGCCCGUCUGUGCUGCCGAACCCCUGCCUCAUCCUGCGGUUCGGUUCUGGUAACACGGCAGAACCAGCUCUUCUGUGCGGACCCGGACCUCCUCUUCCACUUUCUCAUCCUCCUCAGCAUGGCCUUCAUCACCGCUAACUGGAACCCGCUGGGAGACGCCUUCUACCGGAAGACGGAACUCUAUGAGAUGUUCUGGAGCCUCCGGGACGGACUGAGGGACAGUCUGGUUGCAGCAGCUCCGUAUGGAGGCCCAAUCGCUCUGCUCAGAGAGCCGCUCAGACGUUCCCCCAGCACUCGUCCUCAGCUGGAGAUCUACUCCGCCUCCGGAGCGUCCAUCACCAGCUUCCCUUGGAAGAGCGGUCCGGUGGUCUACCUGGGCUGGUCCGUCAACGACGAGCUGCUGUGUGUUCAGGAGGACGGGACGGUUCUGAUCUACGACCUGUUUGGGUCCUUCAAGAGACAUUUUAGCAUGGGACAGGAAGUGGUCCAGAGUCAGGUGUUGGAGGCCAAGGUGUUCCACUCGCCGUAUGGAACAGGCGUCGCUAUAGUAACGGGUUCCUCCCGCUUUACCUUGGCAACCAACAUCGAGGACCUGAAGCUGCGCAGGCUACCUGAGGUCGCAGGUCUCCAGGGCAGGCCAUCCUGCUGGGCCGUCCUCACUCAGGACAGACAAACCAAAGUCCUGGUGUCCAGUGGACCUGAACUCUACGUCCUGGACAACACGUCCUGCACGGCUGUGUAUCCUCCAGGUCUCAGUCCUCAGGCUGGCAGCAUCGUCCACAUGUCAGUCUCCUUCAGCUACAAAUACCUGGCUCUGUUCACCGAGACAGGGCGCCUGUGGACCGGCUUGUCCAACCUACAGGAGAGACUGAGUGAGGUGGACACCAAACAGGCAGCGACGCCCAAACAGAUGGUCUGGUGCCGCAGGCCGAGGUCCCAGCAGCCCUCGGUGGUGUUGAUGUGGGACCGGCUCCUCCUGGUGGUGGGAUCUUGUAACGACACCAUCCAGUUCCCCCUGGAGGACCAGUCGGUGCUGGUGGGUGAACUGGACGGGGUUCGGAUCAUUGGCUCCAGCAGCCACGAGCUGCUGCAGGAGGUUCCUCUGGUCUGCCAAGAUAUCUUCAAGAUCGCCUCCAUGGCUCCUGGAGCGCUGCUGCUGGAGGCCCACCGGGAGUACGAGAAGUCCAGUCAGAAGGCGGACGAGUACCUGAGGGAGAUCAAGGAGCAGAACGUCCUGGGAGACGCCGUCCGGCAGUGUGUGGAGGCGGCCGCUCAUGAGUACGACCCCGACACCCAGAAGGCCCUGAUGAGGGCGGCGUCCUUCGGGAAGUGCUUCCUGACGGAGUUCAGCCCGGAUCAGUUUGUGACGACAUGCAGGGAGCUGCGGGUUCUGAACGCCGUCAGAGAGAGCAGCGUGGGAAUGCCGCUCACACACACUCAAUUUAAACAGAUGACCCUUCAGGUCCUGAUAGACAGGCUGGUCUACCGGCAGUUCUACCCUCUGGCCAUCGAGGUCUGUCGCUACCUGAAGAUCCCAGACUACCAGGGAGUCAGUCGAGUCCUGAAGCACUGGGCGUCCUGCAAGGUGCAGCAGAAGGACUUGACCGAUGAGGCCAUAGCCCGAGCCGUCUGCGCCAAGGUGGGAGACUCACCUGGAGUUUCGUACUCGGACAUUGCAGCUAAAGCGUAUGAAUGUGGACGACCGGAGCUYGCCAUCAAGCUGCUGGACUUCGAGGCACGGUCCGGAGAGCAGGUUCCUCUGCUGCUGAAGAUGAAGAGGAGCCAGCUAGCUCUCAGUAAAGCCGUGGAGAGCGGCGACACCGACCUGGUUUACACGGUGGUGACGUACCUGAAGAACGAGAUGAACAGAGGAGAUUUCUUCAUGACCCUGAGGAACCAGCCGGUGGCGCUCAGCCUCUACAGACAGUUCUGCAAACUGCAGGAGCCUCAGACGCUGAAGGACCUGUACAACCAGGACGACGACCACCAGGAGCUCGGCAACUUCUAYGUGACGUCCAGCUACAGGGACAAGAGGCUGGAGGGUCGGCURGCGCAGUUGCAGAGCGCCGUGGACGAGUACAACAAGGCCAAGAACGACUUUGCUGCCAAGGCCACGGAGGAGGAAAUGCGUCUCCUUCGGUUCCAAAGGAAGCUGGAUGACGAGAAGGGGGCGGGGCUUCUGGGACUCUCCCUGCAGGCCACCAUGGAGGCUCUGAUGUCGUUGGGGCUCCACAAGCAAGCAGAGCAGCUCUACAGAGACUUCAGAGUGCCAGACAAAAGGUACUGGUGGCUGAAGCUGAAGUCUCUGGCUGAGAAGGAGCAGUGGGAGGAGCUAGAGAAGUUCUCCAAGAGCAAGAAGUCUCCUAUUGGCUACCUGGCCUUCGUGGAGGUGUGCAUGAAGAACAACAACAGGCAUGAAGCCAAGAAGUACGUCAGCAAGGUCACACCUGAGCAGAAGGUCAAAGCUCACCUGGCUGUGGGUGACCUGGAGGGGGCAGCGGAUGCCGCCAUUGAGCGAAGGAAUGAAGCUGAGAUGGGGGCGGUCCUCUCCAGAUGCUCYGCCUCCGACMGGCUGCUGAUGGACAAGCUGAACCGGGCCAGGGUCGCCGCCGCCAAGAAGUGACCCAAACCGAGUCUAAGUCACCGCCCAUUCCUGCAGCUAGCAGCGCUAACACAGUCCSCUAAAUAAAUUCUUCUGUUUCCGA
Poecilia reticulata (guppy) is the source of this 3065-nucleotide messenger RNA. It is a transcript of the gene vps16, whose product is annotated as VPS16 core subunit of CORVET and HOPS complexes. Gene Ontology annotation, biological process: intracellular protein transport; vacuole fusion, non-autophagic; endosomal transport. The record is from RefSeq and is a predicted model, not a curated record. Lineage: Eukaryota; Metazoa; Chordata; Actinopteri; Cyprinodontiformes; Poeciliidae. Gene Ontology annotation, cellular component: HOPS complex; lysosomal membrane; cytoplasm. Gene Ontology annotation, molecular function: actin binding.